AUGCCGAUAUAUGCCAUCUGGCUUUUUCAAAUGGCAUUGCCACGAGUGAUGUGGACUUUUGUUGACACGUUCCUUUGGCAAAAUUUUGCCAACUGGCUUGACAGGCCGAACCCGACGGGUGUCGGUCCGGAUCAAAGAAAGCCAAGUGGCAAAAUUAAGUGGGGACGUGCCAAUGUUGGCAAUGCUGUAAUGACUUUCUAUGGUCAGUUGAUACUCGAAGAUUGUAGUAGCGCAUGUUAUUUUGUUUUUCUUAUUUAA
Macrosiphum euphorbiae (potato aphid) is the source of this 258-nucleotide messenger RNA. The record is from the annotation of a GenBank genome assembly. NCBI's taxonomy places the organism in Eukaryota, Metazoa, Arthropoda, Insecta, Hemiptera, Aphididae.